Nestor notabilis (Kea) is the source of this 232-nucleotide messenger RNA. Its product is annotated as leucine-rich repeat-containing protein 20-like. NCBI's taxonomy places the organism in Eukaryota, Metazoa, Chordata, Aves, Psittaciformes, Psittacidae. The transcript has 2 exons. The record is from RefSeq and is a predicted model, not a curated record. The annotation marks the transcript as partial.
AUGCAGAAGAGGAUGGGUGAGGCGGUAGCCCGGGUAGCCAGGAAGGUGAAUGACACGGUGGAGAACAAAACGGAUUCCCUGGAUUUGGCCAACUGCAAACUGAUGACCUUCCCCAUCGGCAUCUACAAAGCCAUGAGAAGCGUCACUGAGGGGAUCCACUGCAUCUCCCUGGCAAACAACGAGCUGAAGUCCAUCACCAACCGAUUUGUCACCACCUUCAACCAGCUGAGAG